Molecule: messenger RNA, 800 nt
Organism: Brassica napus (rape)
Lineage: Eukaryota; Viridiplantae; Streptophyta; Magnoliopsida; Brassicales; Brassicaceae
Product: vegetative cell wall protein gp1-like
Exons: 1
Coding region: 55-675 (206 amino acids)
Source: RefSeq, a predicted model, not a curated record
UGAACACGUCUUGAUCCAGAUUGACACGUGUUUGGCUUUUGGCGCCACGUGCCAAUGUACUUGAAGCCUGUUAAAUUGUGUCCGUGUAAGAAUUAUGGAAGAUGGAGAAAAACGAUCAUGUCGCAGAGUUGUGUUAUGUCUUUGGUCACAGCUAAUUUUACGAGGUAUUUCUUCUUAUGCUCAUACAAGUCUAAACAAUGUUCCACACGGUUAAUAGCAGCAUCAAAAUCGGUUAAACCGGUCAGAGGAUUCAUGUCGUUGACCUACUCCCUUCCUCGGUUUGAUAUCGUUGGCCAAACCGGUCCACCUGAAAUUCAAUAUCCUGGUGGUUCUCCCUCGGAGGAAGAGUUACCUUCACGGCCGAGUAGAGGACCAGAGUGGGCCCCGUUAGAAGUCCCAGAACUUCCUAAUAUACCGGAGAUAAACCCGUCGGAAACUCCUCCAGAAGUCACCACAGUUCCUAGCGAUCCACCUCCGGUUGGACCGCCGCAAAGUCCUGGCCCAGAGUUUCCGGUCCCACCGCUCCCGUCUCCACCGAUUCCAGAUACGCCAAAUCCUCCGGCUCCGGAAAGACCUCCUGAUGUGGUGCCUCCAAACUGGGAACCUCCUCGUCCACCAGAGAUUCCCCCGCCAGGAAUAGACCCUCCACCGCCAAUGGGCCCCACCAUCAUAUAGCAAACAUGCAUAAAACUCUUCUCUGCUUAAUGCAGUCUUGUUGAAGUUAGUUUUUCUUUAGUUUACAGUUAUGUUUUGAGAAGUUAACAGAUCAAACGCAAUCAUAAGUGUUUUCUUCUUUUAAA